This is a messenger RNA of Hymenoscyphus albidus, 768 nucleotides long. The record is from the annotation of a GenBank genome assembly. NCBI's taxonomy places the organism in Eukaryota, Fungi, Ascomycota, Leotiomycetes, Helotiales, Helotiaceae.
AUGUCGAAAGUCAUGCUGCGAACCUUCCGGACGCAAAGCGCAUUCCCAAUUCGCCCUUUGCGACUCAAUUCACAAGCUCAUGCUUCACGAGGCUUCGUAUCUCUCCCCGGCAUCGGUCUCCCAGGAACGGAACCACAAAACUUGAAUGCGACACGAAUACUCCCAUACAAAUCGAGCAGUCUCCAUACCAUCAUCGCAGAUAUCGACAGCUAUUCGGCCUUCUUACCCUACUGUCAAGACUCAAAAGUGACGAAGUGGUCAGAGCCAGAUGCGAACGGGAAGCGAUGGCCCUCGGAAGCAGACCUAAAAGUAGGCUGGGGCGGCCUCGAAGAAACAUUUACAUCGAGAACGCUUUGCAUUCCGGGCUCUGUCGUUGAAGCACUAGGAGGAGAGGCUGUUACCAGUCUGCCAAAAUCCGAGUUGGCACACCAUGGUAAUGCGCUCAGCAGCCCUGCAGAAGCCAAUAGCGUAUUUCAGUCCAUGAGCACUAGGUGGACCUUGAAGCCUUUCCAUUUUAAGCCCACCUCUGGAACCCCACAAACAGACACAUCAGAGCAUGACGCAAGAGAUCGCACUGAAGUACACCUUUCAAUCGACUUUCAAUUCGCAAAUCCCAUAUACGCCGCGUUGAGCAAGGCGGUUGCGCCGAAAGUUGCAGGAAUAAUGAUCGAAGCAUUUGAAGCUAGAGCGAGAAAGGUUCUGGAUGGGCAUGUUUUCGAAAAGACUUCUUUUGCUGGAGGUGUCGAUGCUCCCAAAUCGCGAUUAUGA